GCCCGAGUGGGCGGUUGCUCACGGACCAGACGUCCGAAGCCCAGUGAGCUUACACACGCCGGCUCUCUCGAACCCGAACGUACCCGCUGCCUCUCCAGGCGCUCCCGAGAGCCGUCACGCUAGUGCGCCUGCGCGCCGGACGGUCCACGAGCCUCGCGGCUCUCCUCGAGCCGGCCGCCUGCACGACGGUUCCUGCCGCGCUUCCCGCCCGGCCCCUCGGCUCGGCAGCGCACCGCCUGGCAGCAUGUCGCGGCGGCGGCACAGCGAUGAGAACGAUGGUGGACAGCCUCACAAAAGGAGAAAGACCUCUGAUGCAAAUGAAACUGAAGAUCAUUUAGAAUCUUUAAUAUGCAAAGUAGGAGAAAAGAGUGCCUGCUCUUUGGAGAGCAACCUAGAAGGCUUAGCUGGUGUUUUAGAAGCUGAUCUUCCUAACUACAAGAGCAAGAUCUUGAGGCUUCUUUGUACAGUUGCACGUCUGUUACCUGAGAAGUUGACAAUUUAUACAACAUUAGUGGGACUACUCAAUGCCAGAAAUUACAACUUUGGUGGAGAAUUUGUAGAAGCUAUGAUUCGUCAACUUAAAGAAUCACUGAAAGCAAACAAUUACAAUGAAGCUGUAUAUUUGGUCCGCUUUUUAUCUGAUCUUGUGAAUUGUCAUGUGAUUGCCGCCCCAUCAAUGGUAGCUAUGUUUGAAAAUUUUGUAAGUGUAACUCAGGAAGAAGAUGUGCCUCAGGUGCGACGAGACUGGUAUGUGUAUGCAUUUCUGUCAUCUUUGCCCUGGGUUGGAAAGGAAUUGUACGAAAAGAAAGAUGCAGAGAUGGACCGCAUCUUUGCCAACACUGAAAGCUACCUUAAAAGACGCCAAAAGACUCAUGUGCCCAUGUUACAGGUAUGGACUGCUGAUAAACCACAUCCACAAGAAGAGCAUCCUGUGUGAAGCACUACAGCACAAUCUGCCUCCUUUUACACCACCUCCUCACACUGAAGAUUCAGUGUACCCAAUGCCAAGGGUCAUCUUCAGAAUGUUUGAUUACACAGACGAUCCUGAGGGUCCUGUUAUGCCAGGAAGUCAUUCAGUGGAAAGAUUUGUAAUAGAAGAGAAUCUUCACUGCAUCAUUAAGUCUCAUUGGAAGGAAAGGAAGACCUGCGCUGCACAGCUAGUGAGCUAUCCCGGGAAGAACAAGAUCCCCUUGAACUACCACAUAGUUGAGGUGAUAUUUGCAGAGCUUUUUCAACUUCCAGCACCCCCUCACAUUGAUGUGAUGUAUACUACACUUCUCAUCGAACUGUGCAAACUUCAACCGGGCUCUCUACCCCAAGUUCUUGCACAGGCAACUGAAAUGUUAUAUAUGCGUUUGGACACAAUGAAUACUACAUGUGUAGACAGGUUUAUUAAUUGGUUUUCUCAUCAUCUAAGUAACUUUCAGUUCCGUUGGAGCUGGGAAGAUUGGUCAGAUUGUCUUACUCAAGAUCCUGAAAGUCCUAAACCAAAGUUUGUAAGAGAAGUUCUAGAAAAAUGUAUGAGGUUGUCUUACCAUCAGCGUAUAUUAGAUAUUGUUCCUCCUACCUUCUCAGCUCUAUGUCCUGCAAACCCAACCUGCAUUUACAAGUAUGGAGAUGAAAGUAGCAAUUCUCUUCCUGGACAUUCUGUAGCCCUUUGUUUAGCUGUUGCCUUUAAAAGUAAGGCAACCAAUGAUGAAAUCUUCAGCAUUUUGAAAGAUGUACCAAAUCCUAACCAGGAUGAUGAUGAUGAUGAAGGAUUCAGUUUUAACCCUUUGAAAAUAGAAGUCUUUGUACAGACUCUGCUACAUUUGGCAGCUAAGUCGUUCAGCCAUUCCUUCAGUGCUCUUGCAAAGUUUCAUGAAGUCUUCAAAACCCUUGCUGAAAGUGAUGAAGGAAAGUUACAUGUGCUAAGAGUUAUGUUUGAAGUCUGGAGGAACCAUCCACAGAUGAUUGCUGUCCUAGUGGAUAAGAUGAUUCGUACGCAGAUUGUUGACUGUGCUGCAGUAGCAAAUUGGAUCUUCUCUUCAGAACUGUCUCGUGACUUCACUAGAUUGUUUGUUUGGGAAAUCUUGCACUCGACAAUUCGUAAGAUGAACAAACAUGUUUUGAAAAUCCAGAAAGAACUAGAAGAAGCAAAAGAGAAACUCGCAAGGCAGCACAAACGGCGAAGUGAUGAUGAUGACAGAAGCAGUGACAGGAAAGAUGGGGCUCUUGAGGAGCAAAUAGAAAGACUGCAGGAAAAAGUGGAAUCUGCUCAGAGUGAACAAAAGAACCUCUUCCUGGUCAUAUUUCAGCGUUUUAUCAUGAUCUUGACUGAGCACCUAGUACGAUGUGAAACUGAUGGGACCAGUGUGUUAACACCAUGGUAUAAGAACUGUAUAGAGAGGCUCCAGCAGAUCUUUCUACAGCAUCACCAGAUAAUCCAGCAGUACAUGGUGACCCUGGAGAACCUUCUUUUCACUGCUGAAUUAGACCCUCAUAUCCUGGCUGUGUUCCAGCAGUUCUGUGCCCUGCAGGCCUAAGGGUUAUUUUUCCCCCUCUUGUCAAGAUUUUUUAAAAAUAUCUUAAAAUAAUUUGUCUUAUUUUUGAUGGCUUGAAUGCUUGCUUUCUUGUAGUAUCCUUUCACUUCUUAAAGGAAACAAAAGGACAGUGAAGUAUAUGACUUUACUUUUAAUUGCUUCUAAAAAGGAAAUAUCAACUAAUGACAGUAAUGUGAAAACAGCCAUGAUGUAUUAUAUAAACGAUACAACUUUUCUGUGAUCAAUUUGGUAUUUUUUCUUUUUAAGGCACAAAAUAACUGAUUUAAGGUAUGUGAUACAUUAGAGGUCAAGCUUACAUAGUAUAUAGAACUGAUGGAUUUGUUACCAAGUAGCAUAGCCUUUGACAGCUUGUGGAUAACUUAACAUGGCUGAAAUAAAACUAAAAGUAUGUUUUUUAAA
This is a messenger RNA of Otolemur garnettii (small-eared galago), 2942 nucleotides long. It is a transcript of the gene NCBP1, whose product is annotated as nuclear cap binding protein subunit 1. The transcript is spliced from 23 exons. Gene Ontology annotation, cellular component: nuclear cap binding complex; nucleus. Lineage: Eukaryota; Metazoa; Chordata; Mammalia; Primates; Galagidae. Gene Ontology annotation, molecular function: RNA cap binding; mRNA binding; protein binding. Gene Ontology annotation, biological process: regulation of mRNA processing; nuclear-transcribed mRNA catabolic process, nonsense-mediated decay; mRNA export from nucleus. The record is from RefSeq and is a predicted model, not a curated record. The coding region runs from base 723 to 2525 and encodes 600 amino acids.